AAAGAGUUUUUCAAUGCACUUUCAUCCAGACAAACGAAGCAAUAUGAAGUGGGUGCUCUGUUUGGUGGCGAUCGGUGCGAUUGGAUUGCUCGGGGAGGCACGCGAUAUUCGACAGGACAUUCCCGUUGAAGUACCGGAAAUAGGAAACUAUGCUACCGCCUGUUCUGUUCGCACAACGGGCGAUAUGCCUCGUCCGCAACCACUGGUCCUGAUCCCCGGCACCGAUCAGUUCCGCUAUCCCAGCACGGGCAAUGGGCUGCUUCAACUCAAUGCCGGUGAAACUUUGGAGCUUGCCUGUCAGGAUGGGUUCGCUCUUUUCCCAGGCAAAUCCUCCAUCACCAUCACGUGCGUGAUCAAUGAUCAGUUUAACUACGACAGCCAGAUGAUCGCGUUCCGUGACUUUGCCUGUACGGAGAACUGGCUCAGCAGUGCACGUCGUACCGCUCAGCGAUGCUUUAACGGUGCUACGAUCGUGGAGAUCGGGUUUAAUGUAGGUUCUCGGUUCCCGAAAAUCCUGGACGUGUGUCACGACGAGGUAACGUUCGACAAUCACUAUCUGGUGCACGAGUUCACACCGGCUAAUGCCGGAUUCCAGCAGGGCGUACCACGUCCAGGCUGGUAUCAGGGUGAUUUCUAUCCCGGUAUCAACAUUAACGGACUCUACACAGUCAACACACAAAGAGCGACCCUGGCCACCAUCCUGAACUCACAGGCACGAGCGGACCAACUCGUGCAGGGAACAGACAACGGUAUCUUCAUGGCUCGCGGUCAUAUUGCGGCUCGGGCAGACUUUGUUUACGGAACUCAGCAGAACGCUACCUUCUGGUUCCUGAACGCUGCUCCCCAGUGGCAGAACUUUAACGCUGGUAACUGGGAACGUAUCGAGUCGUCCGUCAAGACAUUCGUUGCAUCCCGCAAUAUCCGCGUCCGAGUGUAUGGAGGAACGUGGGGCGUCCAAACGCAAGCUAACGGCAAUGGUGAUCAUCGGCAGAUCUUCCUGGACUUUAAUGCAAAUGGCCGUCAGCGGGUACGUGCACCGAUGGUGUACUACAAGAUCCUGCACAACGAAGCCAACAACUCGGGCAUCGUGCUGAUCGGUGUGAAUAACGUUCACAUCUCGCUGGAGGAAAUCCGCCGGGACUACAUCUUCUGCACGGACGUAAGCAGUCGCAUUGGAUGGAUUAACUGGGAUCGUGAAAACAUUGCGCUCGGAUAUUCGUACGCAUGCGAGGUGAACGAGUUCAACCGUGUGACUGGUCAUCUGCCACAGCUGAACGUAGCGAGCCUUCUCAUAUAA
Anopheles maculipalpis is the source of this 1297-nucleotide messenger RNA. RefSeq lists its product as uncharacterized. Gene Ontology annotation, molecular function: single-stranded DNA endonuclease activity; RNA endonuclease activity; nucleic acid binding. The transcript is spliced from 2 exons. The coding region runs from base 14 to 1297 and encodes 427 amino acids. NCBI's taxonomy places the organism in Eukaryota, Metazoa, Arthropoda, Insecta, Diptera, Culicidae. Gene Ontology annotation, cellular component: mitochondrial inner membrane; nucleus. Gene Ontology annotation, biological process: apoptotic DNA fragmentation. The record is from RefSeq and is a predicted model, not a curated record.